Molecule: messenger RNA, 3530 nt
Organism: Lates calcarifer (barramundi perch)
Lineage: Eukaryota; Metazoa; Chordata; Actinopteri; Centropomidae
Gene: prlh2r
Product: prolactin releasing hormone 2 receptor
Exons: 3
Coding region: 124-1377 (417 amino acids)
Biological process (GO): G protein-coupled receptor signaling pathway
Cellular component (GO): neuron projection; plasma membrane
Molecular function (GO): neuropeptide Y receptor activity; neuropeptide binding
Source: RefSeq, a predicted model, not a curated record
AAGCAGAGCAGGCUGCAGUGAAGAAGUGAAGCUGCACAACAGUGGGACUCCCUGCAGACAGAGGACACAAAACAGGUGUUGGACUGUCCGUCUGACACGUUACCAAAAUCUGACUGAUGUCUGAUGUCUCUAAGAGCUAUGGACUGGGAGAAGUCACUGAACCGAUCCAGGGUGAACUCUUCUACUCCAGCUUCUUCUUCAGCUCUGUCCAUGUCUGAUACUUCAUCCUCCUUUUCUUCAGCUUGCUGCAACUCCUCUCGCCCCUUGUUCUCAACCUCCCCGUUUUCAGCUCCAUCCUUUUCUGGCCUGGACCUCCUGUUCAACCUGAAGCUCCUCUUCAUCCCUCUCUACUCUGCUGUGGUCCUGAUCGCCUGCUCCGGCAACCUCCUCCUACUCUUUCUUAUCUGGCACAACAAGAAAAGACACAAUACCACAAACUUCCUCAUCAGCAACUUGGCACUCGUCGACCUGGUCAUGUGCAUCUUCUGUGUCCCUUUGACCGCAUCCUACGCUUUUGACAAGCGUGGAUGGGUAUUUGGACCCCACAUGUGUCACUUUGUCACUGUCAUGCAGUCUGCAGCCGUCUACGCAGCGGUUCUGUCCCUCAUGGCCAUCGCAGUUGAUCGUUACGUUGUUGUGGCUUAUCCCAUUCGCAAAAGAGUGGGCUGUCAGUUUUGCUGGGGUCUGGUGGUCCUAAUCUGGCUGUCCUCUCUGGCUUUAUCCACACCUACAGCGCUGCACACUGUCUACUUGGACCUGCGGGCUGCAGGCCUGCAGAUGGCUGUGUGUGAGGAGUUCUGGGAUGGCCAGGAGCGAGGUCGCCUCAUUUACUCCUGUUUCAUUCUCUUCUUCUCUUACUUUGUCCCACUGGCUGCUGUCUCCAUUUCCUACUGUGCUAUAUCCUAUCAGCUGAAGCAGAGGACCACAUCUGGCUUGACGGCUUGUCCAGAGUUGAGAUCUGCACAGGCCGCCUGGAGCAGACGGAGGAAGAAGACCUUCUUCCUGCUGCUGGUGUCGGUCCUCUGUUUUGCCUUUUCAUGGCUCCCCUUACAGGUGGUGAACCUGAUCCGUGACCUGGACACAGACUUCUCCAUCUUGGGGAAGAAUUAUAUUAAUGUCAUCCAGGUGUCAAGUCACCUGUUUGCCAUGAGCUCUGCCUGCUACAACCCUUUCAUUUAUGCCUCAUUACAUGACAAGUUCCUGUCCUAUCUGUGUCGCCGCUUCCUGUCCCGGAGGAGAGGAAAAGGAAAGGAGCGAGGCCAAGGAUCAAGCAUCUUAACAAUGUCUCAUAGAAUGCCGCGUCUUCACACCUCCACCAUUGUCGCAGAUUUACCAGGUGCUGUAGCAAAUAACAUUCCUCAAGACAACUACACUUAAGUUGUUGUUUCAGAUGACUAGGCACACAAAUUUUAUCCACUGCCGUUUUCUUCAGUUCAGUUGGGUGUAAAUCUCUGUAUCAGAAAUGACACAGUAUAUCUUCUUCACUUCAUAUUUACUAAGAAGCUAGUCAGCCUUCAUACUGACAGACAAACGGAGUGAAAAGAGAAUUUGUUUAAAGCACAAAGUGAAGCUGCAAGGCUUUCAUGCAAUAGCUGUGUACAGCAGAACAUGGUCACAAACAAAAGUACACAAUGGGUCAGUGACUUUGAAUGGAUUUAUAAAGGUGUAAAAACAUCAGCCUUCUUUGGUUAAAAGGAUUUACGUGUAAUGACAUAUCUUUUAUGUAUGAAUGUUUAUGUGCUGAAAAUCCAUGUAGCACUGAAAAAAAAAAAAAAAAAAAAAACGCUGUUGUGAGCUUAAAAAUACAUGUUAGACAGUGAUUUUGCUCUGUCCUGGCAAAUAAAACACAGUGAAGUUUUUCAUGAUUUUUCAUUGAAUUCUAUGUGUGUGUGUGUGUGUGUGUAUAUAUAUAUAUAUAUUUAUUCUUGUGCAUAUAUACUUCUCUGCAUCAACUUUAUGACAUUAAUAUAUAUAUUAUAAUGUGCUGUUCUUAUUUAUUUGCCAUUUAUGUCCAUUUUAACUGAUAAUGUAUUUGUUUAGUUGUGUAUGUGUUUAUUACAUGUGUAAUGUUAGAUAUAUUUAGUUGAAUUCCACUCAAUAAACAGGUUUAUUUAAAUCAUCUGUCACUGACAAUUUUAUUUAUUAAGAGUUUCUGCCUUGAGUCACAGAGCACUUUUCACUCUUUCUGCAACUGCAGCUGUGACAUUUGAUGAACACAAUGCAAUAUGUAAAACACGCGGUGUUGUUAAAAUGUCAACUUUAAGAUUGUGCUAGAGUCAUUAAGACAUGUAAAAAUAACAGAGUGAAUAAACCUGAGAGAAGGUUUAAUGAAUAAAGAAAUUUAAAACAAACAAAGAAACAAUGUCCUGAUACUUCUGAGUUAAGUUAAAGCUUUGCUAUGCAAGGAUAUUUUUUGCAGCUGGGCGCCCCUCCAGUUUCAGAGAGCAAUUCACUUUUACACCACUGUGGUAAAUCCAAAUCUGGCCCUGACCCCUAAUGGACACCUGAACAUGUAUUUGUUGAACUGAAAUAUUGAGUCCGAGUGUGGUAUCAGCAGGUUUGCUAACAUCAUCUCGAGAUGUCUAGCUAGCAGCUAAACCUCCAAAAUGGGCUGACUUGGCCUGCGAACAAAAACUAAUGAGUCAACAACUUUGCUGACACAAACAUCAAGCAAGUGCAACAACACAAGACAAGCUAAUAUUACUCACCAGCUCUAUGCACAGCAGUCCAGCAGCAAGAGGACCAGCUCAGUGCGAAGCUCUCGCCAACGUCCAACUGCCAGUCCGACAUUUACUCUCGCCGGCCCUGUUGCUUGGUCACACUCACAUUUUCACCUCUUAGCCUCCUCUGUUAACGUCCUCCUCGGCCUCUAAGCCGCGGGCAAGAGACCAUUCCGAAAAUAACGAUCUAGUUUGUUUUUACAGCUGUCUAAGCACGCAUAGAUGGUGGUUUGUGACAUGACGCCAUUAAGCGUAAUAAAAUUAUUUUUUUCAGCCGUGGUGGGCGAAGACCCGCCCCUACCCAAGCCUCUGAUUGGCUGGUACCUGUUUCAAAGAUCUACUGACAGCUAUAGCUACAUUUCUCAAAUUGUGCUUAGGUCACAAUGCAAUUGUUGUGUAUGUAUGUGUGUAUAUAUAUAUAUGUGUGUGUGUGUGUGUGUGUGUGUGUGUGUGUGUGUGUGUGUGGACAUACACACACUUCAUACCAACCACAUAUAUAUAUAUCCAACAGAUCAGAGCAGCUCUACUGAAAGCAGUCACUUUUACUGGAAAACCAGCGGUGAAAACAAGCACUCUGGUGAGUAAUGCACCAUUGCACAAUCUCUCAGUAUUUUCUGAGUAAGUCUUGAAGUUGUCAUGACCCCCAGCCACUAGAGUUGUGUAAUGUGAGUUUAACAUUCUCUCAAGACUGUAGAAAUGAUCAGAUCUUAAAUGAGGCAAGUAUCAAACAGCCUUUUAAAUUUCCUGAUGUCCCACAUAUCAAGAAAACCAACAGACACCAACAAUACAGACGUUACAACACCAAGGUUG